This is a messenger RNA of Jaculus jaculus (lesser Egyptian jerboa), 3159 nucleotides long. It is a transcript of the gene Heyl, whose product is annotated as hes related family bHLH transcription factor with YRPW motif like. Gene Ontology annotation, cellular component: nucleus. The transcript is spliced from 5 exons. Lineage: Eukaryota; Metazoa; Chordata; Mammalia; Rodentia; Dipodidae. The record is from RefSeq and is a predicted model, not a curated record. Gene Ontology annotation, molecular function: RNA polymerase II cis-regulatory region sequence-specific DNA binding; DNA-binding transcription factor activity, RNA polymerase II-specific; protein dimerization activity. Bases 38 to 1024 code for a protein of 328 amino acids. Gene Ontology annotation, biological process: circulatory system development; regulation of neurogenesis; regulation of transcription by RNA polymerase II.
GGGAGCGCGGACCGAGACCCUGCAGCCAGCGCUCGCCAUGAAGCGGCCCAGGGCACCCAGCGGCUCGGACGGCGAGUCCGACGGACCCAUCGACGUGGGCAGCGAGGGCGAUCCGAGCCAGAUGGUCAGGCCGUUGACCACCCCCAGCCCCUCGCAGAUGCAAGCCAGGAAGAAGCGAAGAGGGAUCAUUGAGAAGCGGCGUCGAGACCGCAUCAAUAGUAGCCUUUCCGAACUGCGGCGCUUGGUCCCCACGGCCUUUGAGAAGCAGGGCUCUUCCAAGCUGGAGAAAGCCGAGGUCUUGCAGAUGACCGUGGAUCACCUGAAAAUGCUUCAUGCCACUGGGGGCGCAGGAUUUUUUGAUGCUCGAGCCCUGGCAGUUGACUUCCGGAGUAUUGGUUUUCGAGAAUGCCUCACUGAGGUCAUCAGAUAUCUGGGGGUCCUGGAAGGGCCCAGCAGCCGCGCAGACCCUGUCCGGAUUCGUCUUCUCUCCCACCUCAACAGCUAUGCAGCUGAGAUGGAACCUUCCUCAACGCCUGCCAGCCCUCUGGCCUUCCCUGUGUGGCCUUGGUCUUUCCUCCACAGCUGUCCGGGGUUGCCAGCCCUAAGCAACCAGCUGGCCAUCCUGGGAAGAGUGCCUGGCCCUGUCCUCCCCGGCACCUCCUCUCCCACGUACCCCCUCCCUGCCCUCCGGACGGCGCCAGUGCACAGGGCCACGAGCACCAUCCUGCCAGCCCGGAGAAGUGUGUUGCCCAGUCGAGGGAUAUCUUCCACCCAGAGGGCCCAAUCCCUAGAGAGGCCAGGCGCCCCUCCGCCGGUGAUCCCGAGUGGCAGGGCUGCCCGGAGCAGCCACAUUGUUCCGCUCCUGAAGCCUUCUUCCCCCGCAGCCCCCGGGGCUGAGAGAUCCACUGACAGUGUGGCCGCUCCCAUCUCCAGUCCUCCUCCCUCAGGGCCAGCUGGGAGGCCGGCCAGAGCCAUGCUGCACCACGCCUGGGUCUCUGAGAUCACUGAAAUCGGGGCUUUCUGAGUUCAUUCCCUAACCCCCCUCCCCUCCAGCCCCUAAGGCAUGAGGAACAUUCUUUUUUCUAGAAGCUCUGAAAAUGGCACAGCCUUUCCUGUUUUGCUUCCCAGAAGGGCUCCUAUGUGAAGGCGCCUUCGCCACUCAUCAGAGGCAUCUCUUCCUCACCCUCCUCACUGCUGACUCUGCCUCUCCUAGUCUCAGCGUCUCGGUCCCAUUUCCCACCAGGACAGAGUGUGUCCACUCAUGAACCCCCCCCCCUUCAGCUUGAUACGCACGAACCCGGGGUCUGGAGUUGAAGCUUUAACCUAAGAGAUGCCAAAGGCCCGGGGCAGGCCGCUUGCGUAGAGGUCAGACCCCAGUCAGAAGAAAUGACUGGGUGCAGCCAUCCCGGGCCAAGGGGCCAGAGCGUACCAUCUGCUUCACUUCCUGGAUCCAGAAACGGAGCAGAGGCCGAGAAAGAAGACUUUCGGGUUUCUUGUCUGCCCAUCGUUGGCUCACUGCAUCACAGCGGGACCACAGGACAGAUCCAAUCUCCUGUACAGCCGAGGCCUGGGUGUCUGCGGCCCAAUACAAGUGGUCUCCUCCUAGCUGCAGACACCCACCAGACUGCACGCCCUGCUUGGCUUGACCGUGCCGGGCAGCAACAAAGCCCUGUGGCAGGAGGGCCUCCUCUCAUGUCGGCUUGGUUUGGGGGGUGCCUUACUGAGAUCAGAAGGUACUUGGGGGAGGUAGGCCCUCACAGCGACUCGGGAAAGAGCCAGGGGUGAGCAGCGGAGACCCCCAGCUCCCUGCCCUCUGGCUGUAUCCUUCAGGAGCAUAAUCCCCACCAACACGCCAUGGGUGCACAGUGAGGAAAGGCCACAGCCCCACAGAAUGGGCAUUCUCCUGGGAUUCUACACCAGACGUCUGGGUAGCCUGGCUUGCAGGCGGCUCACAGAACCCAGACUGCUGCCCCUGCCAAGGGCUGCUGGACUGGACAAAAAUAACUUCGAAGAGGGGCAGGGAGGAGAACAAGCGGAGGCGGCUGGGCCCUUCAAGGUCGCGCAGUGGAUCGAGGGCCUGAGAGCCUGCUAACCCAGAUUUCACACAGCUGGCUCUGCUUAGAGGCCAGCUCAUUCCCCCAGCCCCGCCUCGGGUGUUUUUCCUCUACUGGAGGACUAAGCAGCCUGGUGACCUUUCCUUGUGGGUCAGCUGAGACACGUGACCAGCACUUAGGGUUGCUGUACCAGUGAACAAAGUGUGGAAAUAUUUCUGCUCUCUUUGGUGACCAUAUGCUCCACCGCUCCCCAGCGACUCGGAGUCCCUGUCCCCCAGCCCUUCCCCUGGAACCACUCUGGUCACUGCCUGGCAGAGCCAAGGCUAUGGGGGACCAGGCACUGGUCGUUCACUGGUGCUCAGGCACCGUGUAUAAAAUACCUCCGGGCUGCCCCCUGGCAAGCUUCUCCCACUCCCAGAUUUUGAUGGACCCUCCUUCCCCAGUGGUUGUAGUAAGGAGCCCAUGGACAUAGAGUUUGAAAGAAAAAAAAAAGGCCUUUUUGGAGAAAUAGGGCAGAGAGCAGAGGUUUCUUGAGUGACCCAGAAAGCUCUUUGGAAGAGGCCAGUUCCUCAAGGCAGGAUAGACGUGAAGGAUUUCUUUUGCUUCUUAGCAGAAGCAAGUUACUUCAUAUUGCUAUCAUAUUGGAACCAUCUGGUGUGCGUGGCAGCAAGGAGAGGGUGGUCAUCAGCCCCCUGAGAGACUCAGACACAAGGAGGGAAGGACAAUCGCUCAGGCAACAGAGGAGGGCACGGAUUUCCCAAGCCACCAGGUUCUUGCUGCCAUUUGGAAUCUUCUAGCCAGAGAUUCAACAGUGGCUCACGAUGGGUUGUGGCAAACACCUCCAUGUUGCAGGUACCCAACUCCAGAGCAGGCUACUGACAAUGUGGAAAUGAGAUGGAAGAGACCCAGCCCUUUAUGGCUUUUUAGUUGGACUUGUUCCUUCUCCUAAGACACUGUGGGAAGGUGAUUUAUGUGUGCAUGUUUUCCCCACAGCUGGAAACUCAAGCCUUCAGUUUCCAGUCCCAACCCUUCUGAGUGUCCCCGACACCCCUCACUCCCCUGCAGGGUGCUGCAAAUAGGCAAUAAAGAUGUUUAGUUCUGUAAA